Molecule: messenger RNA, 1740 nt
Organism: Fonsecaea erecta
Lineage: Eukaryota; Fungi; Ascomycota; Eurotiomycetes; Chaetothyriales; Herpotrichiellaceae
Exons: 1
Coding region: 1-1740 (579 amino acids)
Source: RefSeq, a predicted model, not a curated record
AUGACGCGUCGCAAGGGCAGGCCCUCACCACCGCCAUCUUCACUCUCCAAGAACCCCGUGUCCUUUGAGAUCCCCGCCUCGCUACAUCAGUUCUCUAACCUCUCGCGCUCUCUGGCCGCGACGAUGGCCACCGGCACGGGCCCCUAUGAUAAACAUCCUCUCUCGAAGCCUGCUCCGAUCUCCCAAACGACGCCCAAGACUACUACCGCGAACGCAGUGUCGCAACCCAGGCCGAAUUCACAAUCCACCUCGCACCCCCCCUUGACCUUCUCUGCUACUCCUCGUGUAGGCCAAAUCGCAUCCAACAAGGCCAAUCCCCUGAAACGCUCCCUAUCGGAGGCUCAACAUGAUUCUCAAUCCGUCCAGCAACCGCCCUCCUCUAAGGCGGUGUCAAGAGAUGCAGAACAAUCUAGUACUCUCCCAAAAGCCCGCGCAAAGGCCACAACCACUGUCGCGGUGUCUGGUUCUGACUCUCCACAAACGCUACACCCAGCGAAUCCGACAUCCAAUCUGGCCGAAGAACCUACCCUCAAACCAGGAGAAGAGCUUGUGUUAGGAAGACAUUCCACCUUGAUAGCGCAGUUGAUGGCUAGGAAGAGAGCGGAAAACGAGAAGCUGGGUAACCGAGAGCGAUGGAUCCGCAAACAACGGGAACAUCAAAUGUCUCGGUCUGCGGCUUCUCAAUCAACUAAUGAGCUUAAAUCUCAACCAGAUGGAAAUAAAGUGCCAAAGGCUUCGCCAAAGACCGGCUCAAAUCCUCCCCUCGCACAAUCUGUGUCGACCAUGCCGACGGUGACAGCUGUAGCCUCGACUGUGUUUGACGCACAGACUCCAGCGGCCGAGUCGCCCUCAACGCCUGCGACGGAGAACUCUAUCAAACCAGCUGAAAAUACCAGCGAGCCACGGCAGUCGGACGACAAUGAGUCCUUCUUUGAAUCUCCCUUUUCCUCGCCAAUUGUUGAGUUUCUUGAAAGGGCUACGGACGAUGCAGGGCUGAAAGAAUUGUCGAAACAUCAUGGAGCGAGGUCCAAGAAAACUGUCGGCACGGUCGCAGCAGCAGCGGCACCCAUUCCCCGUGCCGAUAGUAGUCCAAAGGCGGCAACUUCUACGUCAACAAUAAUCAAGUUCACGGGAACCUCUGCCAUACCUCCGCUUUUCUCGGAUAAGCCUUUGACAAAGCAGCCUCAAUCUCAUCCUUUUCGCCCAAGUUCUACGCAGAGUCCGUCGCUCAAUGUGCACCAGCAAGCACAGGCGGAUUCAAUGGCUCCAGUCACAGGUCAAGAGUCUCAGCACCAACAGAGAGGUGGGCCACCACAAUUAGCGCCUCGCCAGCUGCCAGCACCGAGAGCCAUGCCAUACUACCCUCAGAAUGUGGGCAUGCCAGGCUUCUAUAGAGUGGAAAUGAGCCAGAAUUGGGCAGGCGGCGGCAAUAACUUUGUCGCGACUCCAGUAUCAACGGUUUCGCCCAACCAAGCUUACGACCCACAGAUGCUCCCCGGGGGUAUGGCCUACAACCCAUAUGGCGCGAGUUCAAUGGGGCAGUAUGUGGUAGGAGCGACCCUUCCACCACCUCCAGGCGCCCUUCACACGUAUGGAAAUCCAAUGGCGCCGACGGUCGCUGGACCGCCAAAGGACCACUCCCUUGACACGGGGCACAUAACCGCCGCAGAUAUGGUUGCCGGGAUUAAUACAAGGUUCAAAAUUGCGACGAAGAAUGACUUUAUAGUUCCAAAGCGAUGA